Eublepharis macularius is the source of this 2609-nucleotide messenger RNA. It is a transcript of the gene COQ6, whose product is annotated as coenzyme Q6, monooxygenase. Bases 40 to 1473 code for a protein of 477 amino acids. The record is from RefSeq and is a predicted model, not a curated record. Gene Ontology annotation, cellular component: mitochondrion. The transcript is spliced from 12 exons. Gene Ontology annotation, biological process: ubiquinone biosynthetic process. Gene Ontology annotation, molecular function: 2-octaprenyl-6-methoxyphenol hydroxylase activity; FAD binding; oxidoreductase activity, acting on paired donors, with incorporation or reduction of molecular oxygen, NAD(P)H as one donor, and incorporation of one atom of oxygen. NCBI's taxonomy places the organism in Eukaryota, Metazoa, Chordata, Lepidosauria, Squamata, Eublepharidae.
UGCGGCUGUUAUGGCGAUGGUUUCGUCACUUCCGCAGAUAUGGCAGCUGUCAUGGCUCUGCUCCCAUGUCGGCGCUUCGGGCCUAGAAAGAGCCUUUGCUUCUGUUCCGGUCGUGCAGCCUUUUUGGGGUGGCGAGGCGGCUCAGCGAGGUCCAGUGCUUCGGAGGCCGUGUAUGAUGUAGUGGUGUCAGGCGGUGGCAUGGUCGGAAGCGCCAUGGCUGCUGCACUGGGACAUGAUGUUCAUCUCCAUGAAAAGAAAAUCCUACUACUUGAGGCUGGCCCCAGGAAAGCAACUAACCAGUUGCCCAAGAGUUAUAGUAACCGAGUCAGUGCUAUAACUCCUGGCUCAGCAACUCUUCUUAAUAGCUUUGGUGCUUGGGAUCAUAUUUGCAGUAUGAGAGUCAAACCUUUUCGGCGAAUGCAGGUAUGGGAUGCUUGUUCUGAAGCCAUGAUAAUCUUUGAUAAAGAUAAUCUGGAAGACAUGGGAUAUAUAGUGGAGAAUGAUGUUAUCAUGUCUGCUCUAACCAAACAACUGGAUGCCAUAUCAGACCGAGUGGAAGUUCUCUACAGGAGCAGAGCACUUGGGUACACCUGGCCCCUUCCCUAUCAAACCUGUGACUCAAGCCCUUGGGUUGAAAUUGAUUUAGCAGAUGGACGCAAACUUCAGACCAAACUGCUGAUUGGUGCAGAUGGGCAGAAUUCUAUGGUCCGGAAGGCAGCUGGACUUCAGAAUAUUCAGUAUCAGUAUGAUCAGUCUGCAGUGGUUGCUACACUCCACUUGUCUGAGGCAACAGAUAACAAUGUGGCAUGGCAAAGAUUCCUUCCAUCUGGACCGAUUGCUCUUCUCCCGCUGUCUGACACUGUCAGCUCCUUGGUUUGGUCCACAUCACAUGAGCAUGCAUCUCAGCUUCAAAAUAUGGAUGAGGAAAGUUUUGUGGACUCUAUCAACUCUGCUUUUUGGAGCAAUGCAAAUCACUCUGACUUCAUUGAUACUGCUGGAUCCCUGUUCCGAUCGGCUGUUUCUCUGCUGAUGCCGUCAGGGUCUGUAGCUCGUCAGUUACCCCCAAGUGUUGCAAAAGUGGAUCUAAAGAGCCGAGCUGUGUUCCCUCUUGGACUGGGGCAUGCAACUGAAUAUGUCCAGCACCGAGUGGCCCUUAUUGGAGACGCAGCUCACAGAGUACAUCCUCUGGCUGGUCAGGGCGUAAAUAUGGGUUUUGGUGAUAUCACAUGUUUGAUGCAUCAUCUCAGCGCUGCAGCAUUCAACGGGAAGGACCUGGGCUCUUUAAAUCAUCUUCUACAGUAUGAACGAGAACAACAAACACACAACCUUUCUAUCAUGGUUGCAAUUGACUUGCUGAAGAGGCUGUACUCUACAAGUGCAGCUCCUUUUGUGCUGCUAAGAACAUGGGGACUGCAAGCAACUAAUGUGGCCAGCCCAGUUAAAGAGCAGAUCAUGGCAUUUGCCAGUAAGUGACCUCCACUUGCAGCUAGAUUUACUGUUCACUGCCAAUUGCUGGAGACUCAGAUUUCAUUUGUAAAGGAUGCAUUGCAUUCAAUCUAAGAUACUUAAACAGAUGAUGGAAAAAAGAGGAACAAGAAUUCUUACGUCUGUUUGUUGUAGCUGAAGUUUGUUUUCCCCUUCAGAGAAAGCAGCAGUUGCUUUUCUCCUCUAAUGCCAAUAAUUUUCUGAUUGUAAUCAGUACUGUACUUCUGAAACUGUGGUCAACUUGACAGAAAUACAUCAUUAGUAGGAAUUUACUUGCAGCCACAGUUAAAGCCCAGUUUAAGAACCGAAAGAAUUUUCUCAUGCUUUGGAGGCAGGCAUAAGGGGUGCUGAAGGAUAGCUUGCCCCUCAGAUUCUGAGUUGGGUCAGGUUAGUGGUUUCUCAAGUAUUGUCUGAUUCUUCCUACUUAAACAACUUUUUCAACCUUGGCCUUUUAGAUAUGGGAUGUCUGGUUUCUGUAAAAACAGGAUAGGGUCUACUCUCUCCCAAGGAUUACAACAGUAUUGUCGUUCAUUAUUUAGGCAAGCGCACCAAGGGUAAGGAUCAAUUACAAGCUGGAGUCCAACAACAUUGUUAAAAUAUCAUUUAAUUACUAAAAUAGACAUUCAGAGGGCCCUGUCUUGCUCAUGCACCCACCAGCAAAUCCUGAUGGUAUCUGUUUAACUGCUUUGCAGCACCAAGUAAUAUUAAUAGUUUCAGACGGGGAUAAUUGUGCUACCCCUUCACAAUCAACCAAUCUGAGAAGAAAGUGUGAAUGAAGAGAUAUCUGAAGGCCUACAGGGUAUCACCUGAACUCAUACGGUGCUAAAUAUGCAGACAUUGAAGAGAGGCUCAUUUAGCUUAAAAUUUGGGGGAUAAUUAAGGAUAAACCAAAAUGGGUCCUUUUAAGCUGCUGCACCGGGAUUAAAUAUACUUAAAACUAUGUAAACACCUAAAACCUGUUUCUGCUUCUGCUUUUUAUUUUUAAAAAAAUCCUUGAAUUUAGUGUUCAGUUUAAAACUUCAUUAUAACUCCUCCUCUACCACUUAUGUAUGUAAAUCUUUUAACAAAGGCCAUUCUAUGCAGGUCAUUAAAUGUAUAGUCUUGUUUCACUGAAUAGACAUGGA